Molecule: messenger RNA, 1423 nt
Organism: Homalodisca vitripennis (glassy-winged sharpshooter)
Lineage: Eukaryota; Metazoa; Arthropoda; Insecta; Hemiptera; Cicadellidae
Exons: 8
Coding region: 146-1423 (425 amino acids)
Source: RefSeq, a predicted model, not a curated record
AGAUGAAUAUCUGUUAACCUGUAAAUGGCAGUACAAUUUAUUAUAAGUAUAUAUUAUAUUAUUGAUUGUUAGUUAAUUAAACUUAUCUUCUCAGAGAAGUUAGUUUUGAUGUAGAGUUUUAGUGAGUAAAUCAAAGGACACUAGAAUGAACCAGCACAGCACUUAUCACAGAAAGGCCAGAACUAUACCUAUGGAUGUAGAUGUGGAGGUGGAGAGAGAAAUCCGUAAGCUUUUAGAGACAGAAGUCAUCAGACCAAAGCUUACUCCUAUUCCUGACAUUUCUGACAUUCUCUCUAGAGAUGUUUCCAAACACCCCUUGAUGAGGUUCAGAGUAAACAUGCUGAAGAAACACCAAGUGAAUGUGUAUUUAAAGGAAAGAGCACUAACAGCCAAGAUUGAUGAAUUUGUGAAACGAAUGAAAAAAGGUGGUUGGGACCAAAAAGAAUUCAAAAAAACGUUAGGGAUUCAAAUGGUACAGGAAGCAAUGAAGGAGUAUGGAGGAGAGGCGGUUGUUCACUAUAUUCUGCCCAGUUGGUUGAAAAAUAUUAAGCAAGGUUUACCUAAAAAACUGUUUAUAAAAUACAAAGAUUUGGCAGAGAAAAUCCUAGAAGAAGUAAAAAAAGAUUAUUCAAAAACAAUGUAUGACUUAGGUCUAUACAAAAUGAUAAAGCAAUAUCCUGAUGAAGUCCGCCGACAGAUUAUAAGUCCUAUUAAGCCAGAUACAGGUGGGAAAACUGCAAACUACCCUCGAUACUGUGCUAAAAGGAAAAUGGUACAGAAGCAUUUAUUCAUUACACACCCAUUAGUUAGAAAUAUUCAAAAGAAAAGUUAUUACGCCUUUCCUGAAUAUUUUGUUGACUUUAGUACGUACAGGGACAAAGAUGUAUUUGAGCUGGAUCAGCUGAUGAGUCUCAUUAAUGCAGAUUUAAAGAAAUCUGAGGAUUACUUGUCGAAGACUUGGUAUCUGAAACUCAUGAUAAAUUUCAAUAGGCGUAUAUUAGAUGGAGUCCCAAAAAAACUGCAGCAACACCUGAUACGAUGUGCAUCUAAUGUUAUAGCCAUACAGGUACAGCAGUGUGUACGUCGAACAGUGAAUCAUCUACUGAAUGUGUUACAUGACCCUGCUCUGUUUCCUCAACUCAUCAUUACUGCAAUGAUCUGCAACCACAGAGUUGCAAUAGACCCCUCUUUUGAAGAUGUAUUCAAUAAUUUCUGCAAUGUCAUUAAUAAUAUCACAAGGACUUGUCAGGAACUACCAUCCAUGGAAACUUGCUUUGGUUUGCCUGGACUGAAUAAAUUCAUCCCAGUGAAGCGGAGUGACUCAUUCACAUCCUCUUCUUUAGAAAAUUUGAGAGAGAUCCUUGAGGAAAUGUUUCAGCCUGUAAAUGCACACGUUGAUGUAUUAGGGUCGGCACACCACUAA